AUGGCUUCCUCACAACCAACUCAGCUCACACAGCCAGUCGAAGAUCCCAGAAGAUUGGGGAAAAAUUUGUCCAAUGUAUCCGAGGGUGAUGCUGUCGACGUUAUUUGUCUUCUACAUCCAACUUCUCCUGCUGCAUUCCAUGCUGUCAAGGCCAACCUUGUUCAUGGAAGGCAACACAUCCUACAAAAUGAGGACCUAGAAGACUACACCGAAGACGAUAUCAUCUUUUCGUCACAGUACAAUGCACCACGCGAUAUAGCGUUACGCAUAUCCUCUCAAGUCAAAAAUCCUCGAGACGGUUUUCGAUUUGGUCGAUCCAGUACUGCAAACGACAUCCUCUUGACGCCCUUCGAAAACGACGUCCUUGUGAGCAAGACACACUUCAAAAUCUUUGUAAACAGUCAAGGGAGUCUGAUGUUGCAGGAUAUGUCUACAAAUGGCACCAUUGUCGAUGAUGUUCAUAUCAAGGUGAAGGACCGACGUGGCAAGAUUCCGGCUCCUCCAGCUACGAUAGUACUUGGAAAUGGCUCUAUUAUCUCUUUAUUCAGUGGAAGAGACAGAGAGGAGAUCAAGCUGAUGGUUAGAAUACCUUCACGUGGCGAAAGCGAAGAUCUCUACGAGAAGAACCUUCGGGCAUACCUUGCCGCAAGAGGAGAGGUUGCACAGUUUGCUUCAAUGCGUGAAAGCUCGUAUGGGAAUCACUGGAAUGGAGGUAGCAUGUACAAUUUCACUGGUCUGUUGGGCAAAGGCGCCUUUGCGACUGUCUAUCGAGUCCAGACCAAGAAAGAAGGUGACAUCUAUGCGGCAAAAGAGCUGGACAAGCGUCGCUUUAUCAAGAACGGAGUUCUCGAUAUGAAGUUUGAUAGCGAGCUCAACAUCAUGAAACAUCUUCAGCACCCGAACAUUGUCAAUUAUGUUGACUGUCAUACGUACUCUCACUGGAUUUAUAUCUUGAUGGAAUACGUACCAUUCGGCGAGCUUUCCCAAGAACUCAGAAAGUCAGGAAGAAUAGCGGAAGCCGAUGGGCAACAGAUUACCAGACAGAUUGUACAUGCCUUGGACUACCUGCACCGAAGAAACAUCACCCAUCGAGAUAUUAAACCCGACAAUAUCUUGAUCGCCUCCCGGUCUCCUUUGAUUGUGAAGCUAUCAGACUUUGGUUUGUCAAAAUGCGUUACAGAUCAAGAGACUUUCCUAAAGACCUUUUGCGGCACCCUUCUCUAUUGUGCUCCAGAGGUAUAUCCAGACUAUGCGAGCUACAAACAUGGCUCGGCACAGAAGCGACAUCGUCUAGGGGAGCCUAUUAGCAAGCCUCCUCCAUCUCCCUACGAUCAGUCAGUGGACAUGUGGUCCUUUGGCGCGGUCAUUUUCCACAUGUUGUGCGGGAAGCCCCCUAUCACUGGAAGAGGCGAUGAUCGCGGUGCCCAGAUGCUUAAUAAUAUCAUGACGAAAGAUGUCGACUUCAAGCCUCUCAGAGAAGUUGGUGUAUCGGAUGCUGCGGUUGAUUUGAUUAGAAAAUUACUCAACAGAAAUCCCUCUCUUCGACCAAAAGAGGCUGAGUGCUUGCGACAUCCGUGGCUACGCAACGUCGCUGAUGUCUUCGAAUACGAUCUUCUUGAUCAACCAGACAUUCUCGAUCGAGAACUCCAUGUUGUUGACGAGGUGGAUGAAGAAGUUCUCGAUGAUGAACUGAUUCACGACCUCCAUGCACUGACUCAGCCACCAUCAUCGAACCAAUCUCCUGACCGCGCCCCCAAGCGAGCGAAGACCUUUGCUGAUCCAGUCAUCUCACCGGAUGACAUUACAUACCCUUCAUUGCCGGAUCCUGGAGAAAGUUUCCUGCCGCCUACGCCAAUGGCACCUCCUGCUCAGCGCUUGUUCGGUGAGAUUUCUCAAUCGAUUUUGCGCAGUUCGGGAUUGUUUGGCACUGAGCUUCCACCCACAACGACAGCCGAUGUUCACGACAUUCAAAAUCGAGUCGAACAGAUCAGCGUCAAUGAUUUUGGUCGCCAGGGAUCGAUGGGCAGCAUAGAUCAUCCCAUGGUUGCGGGCGGAGCCACUCAAGUAUCAGCAGAAACUGGUAAACAUCAUCCUCGAGCCGGGUCAGCAGCCAGCUUAAUGGGGACUGAGCAUCAAAUUGGUCAACUCAACAUGACAUCGCCCGAGGCGGAAGUAUCAGAUGCCGCGUCGCCGGAGACAAAUAAUCCAGUGACACCGCACACACGUGAAUUAUCACCAUCCAGUAGCGUGAGUCAACACUUGGAUGACGGCUUAGGUGAAACCCUGCACGGCACUGAAGAACCAGUUUUCACGCGUCGUUUGGAUCUUGGUCUGAUUGCAGACCCCACGACUUUCGAAGCUGAAUUGAAAGCCCGCAAUGCAUCGAGAGCUGAAAAACUUCGAGCCAAGGCAGAUACGUUCCAUGGAGCCAUCUCCACGAGACCUCACCCGCCAUCUAUUGAGCUUGCUACGACAAUGGACGCAAAGACUGACUUCGUUGGGGACCGUGCUCCCCAGGCAGAUCGAAUUCUACGCCCAAUCUCGAAUAUGGACGCGACGAACAGAACGAAAGCCGCAACAUCCCCUUUCAUUGAGCCGCCGAAGCGGUUUGGUAAGUUGACCAGCAUCCCAGGCUCUUUUGCAAAGGUCAAUUUCAACCUUGAAGCAAGAUUCACCUCCUGGGGUCGAGGCGUCGAUUGCACGAUCAGAUACCCGGAGUUAAAGGACACCCGAAUUCCCAAAUAUGCUUUGAAGAUCACAUUCUGGGCGCCAGGCAUGGAAAAGCAUGUCGAGCAAGGCGGUGAGUGGACCAAGAUCUCCGGAGUUCGAACGGUACUGGCAACUUCUGCAAGUGGAUGUAUCUACGUCAAUGGGGUCGAAUUGCGCAAAGAGUCUCCCGAUGGUGAUGCAGCCUUGUUUGGAAAGAUUUACACUGGCGACAUCAUCACCGUAUAUGAUGGUGCCAAUGGUGACUUUCUGAAGUUCCGAGUCGAAGUCACAUUCGGUGAUAGUGCUCGCACUCGACCAGCAAACGAGGCAGGCUUCAUCGUGCAGGAAGAACGCCAUCAUCAUCAACGUAUGAAGGAGCGAGAAAGUAUGAGAAUUAGCAAGGCAGGACUAUGA
This is a messenger RNA of Exophiala oligosperma, 3123 nucleotides long. RefSeq lists its product as uncharacterized. The transcript has a single exon. Gene Ontology annotation, biological process: meiotic recombination checkpoint signaling; protein phosphorylation. Gene Ontology annotation, molecular function: ATP binding; protein serine/threonine kinase activity; protein binding. Gene Ontology annotation, cellular component: cytoplasm; nucleus. The coding region runs from base 1 to 3123 and encodes 1040 amino acids. Lineage: Eukaryota; Fungi; Ascomycota; Eurotiomycetes; Chaetothyriales; Herpotrichiellaceae. The record is from RefSeq and is a predicted model, not a curated record.